Molecule: messenger RNA, 1434 nt
Organism: Cadophora gregata
Lineage: Eukaryota; Fungi; Ascomycota; Leotiomycetes; Helotiales; Ploettnerulaceae
Exons: 3
Coding region: 1-1434 (477 amino acids)
Biological process (GO): cholesterol biosynthetic process; brassinosteroid biosynthetic process
Cellular component (GO): endoplasmic reticulum membrane
Molecular function (GO): 7-dehydrocholesterol reductase activity
Source: RefSeq, a predicted model, not a curated record
AUGAGCAUCGAAGAAGGCCCGAAAAUCAUACAGAUGUCGCUUCGGCACACGCCAGCUCAGAAACGGCGCGAGCAAGCUUCUCUUUCCGAUCUACCUUCUGACGCCUUGCAACCGAGCAAAGGUACGACCUGGGGGCGAUCUGGCAGCAACCGGCCAUGGCUGCGAUCUUUCCUAUCAGCAACGCCACUUUUGCUCGCUCCACUGGCAGCAGUGUCGUUUGAGAUUGCUCUUCACCACUUCAAUGGGUCGCUGGCGAUGGUCCUGACGGCGUACCUAGAGCAAGGGAUUCUGCCUGUCUUGUAUACAUACGGACCACGAUGGGAUUUGAAAGCUCUAAUGGCCUACACCUGCUGGAUUGCGCUUCAAGCAGUGCUGUAUGUUGGCCUGCCGGGACCGACUCAACAAGGUCAACAGACUCCUGCAGGACAUCUUCUCAGCUACCGAGUAAACGGGCUUCGUGCUUGGAUUCUCACCUACUCUUUGCUUGCCGUGCUAUCGGUAGCAGGAGUAAUUGAUAUAGCGGCUGUGGCGGAAGAUUGGACUGGGUGGUUCUUUGCGAUGAAUCUUUUUGGAUUUCUUGCAUCAGCGAUCGCUUUUGUGAAAGCUUAUUUGGCGCCGACUCAUCCCGAUGAUCGCAAGUUUACAGCCGUCACUGCCUAUGACUUUUACAUGGGAAUUGAGCUGAACCCAAGGCUCGGCGAGCACUUCGACCUGAAGCUCUUCACCAACGGACGAGCAGGCAUGAUGACUUGGACUCUGAUAGAUAUUUCCAACCUUGCUUUACAGUAUCGCAAUGGGACGCUAUCAACAAGCCUGGUCCUGGUCACGAUUCUACAUAGCAUCUAUGUUCUUGACUUCUUUGCCAACGAAUCUUGGUACCUCCGGACGAUAGACAUCGCACAUGAUCAUUAUGGUUUUUACUUGGCCUGGGGAUGUUUUACGUGGCUUCCGACCAUGUAUACUCUUCAGGCCCAGUAUCUUGGGCGGUAUCCGACGAGUCCCUCGUCAGCCUACUUGGCCGUCACCUUCUCAAUCGGUCUUUUGGGAUACUACAUUUUCCGGCGCGUCAACGCUCAGAAGGAUUUAUGUCGAAGAACCAAUGGAGACUGUAUGAUUUGGGGAGAGCCCGCUCGGUUCAUCGUGGCGCCGUACAGGACUUCGGAUGGGACGCUGCACAAAAGUCUCCUCCUCUGCAGCGGCUGGUGGGGUUUGUCGCGCCACGCGAAUUACACUGGAGAUCUUUUGCUGAGUUUCUCCAUGUGCGCUGUGGUCGGUAAGACCACGCUGCUGGUGUGGUUUUAUGCCAUCUUCAUGACCGGAUUGCUGCUCCACAGAUGUCUGAGAGACGAGGAACGAUGUCAGGCAAAAUAUGGGUCAUCUUGGAAAGAAUACUGCCAGAGAGUCCCAUGGCGGCUGAUUCCGGGUAUAUGGUAA